Messenger RNA from Lucilia cuprina (Australian sheep blowfly), 3031 nucleotides. RefSeq names its product BTB/POZ domain-containing protein KCTD3. NCBI's taxonomy places the organism in Eukaryota, Metazoa, Arthropoda, Insecta, Diptera, Calliphoridae. Bases 285 to 2627 code for a protein of 780 amino acids. Gene Ontology annotation, biological process: protein homooligomerization. The transcript is spliced from 4 exons. Gene Ontology annotation, molecular function: protein binding. The record is from RefSeq and is a predicted model, not a curated record.
ACACUGGUUUAAAUGCAACAACGUCAACAACGUAGGAAACAUUGAUUAAUUUUUUUCUUAUGUGAAUUUCCAAAAAUAAAACAAACAAUUGCAUACUGGAAUUUAAAUGUUUAGUCAUAAAAUAAUUUAUUUAAAUACAAUAAUCAUUUGCAUAUUAGCAUUUGAAUAAGAAGACUGGAACAAAUAACGGAGUAAACAAAAACAAUCCGUUCGCAGAGUGAGUCGAGCAGAUUAAAACAGACCCCAUACAGCAGAAGCCACAUAAAAGUUGGGACACAAAAGACAUGUCCUACUUUGCUCAUAGUGGUGAUUUGGUUAAUCUAAAUGUAGGGGGUCAGAGAUUUUCCACAUCACGCCAAACUCUUACCUGGAUACCGGAUACAUUUUUUACAGCCUUACUCAGUGGGCGCAUAUCUAGCCUUAAAGAUGAAACAGGGGCAAUAUUUAUCGAUAGAGAUCCAUCAUUAUUUUCUAUAAUAUUAAAUUAUUUACGAACCAAGGAAAUUGAUAUAAAAAACUGUGAAAUACGAGCUUUACGCCAUGAAUCUGAAUAUUAUGGUUUGACACCAUUGGUAAAGCGUUUAGCACUAUGUGAAGAUUUAAAUCAUUCCUCUUGUGGAGAUGUUUUAUUCUACGGUUUUCUACCAGCUCCGGCUAUACCGCCUAAUGAUAAUAUUGUUGUAAAUCAACAACAAGGAUGUUCUUCCAUUGAUUCUAAUUCUCCGCGUAACAAUGCGGUGAAUAUGUCAGCAGCACCAGUGCCGCUGGAACAAUGCUUGCCAUCAACUUCAACGGCCGGUUCAAAUGCUCGUCCAGGUUCAAUGGUGCGUGUGCCAGAAUCUGCGAAUGUGGUAUCUAAUCGUCUUAGCUCUCAUUCACGUAAUUCAUCGUGGGAUUUGAGAUUGGGACGUGGUAGUUCUACUUCACAAGACAGCCGUUGCUGGUCAAAUAACAAUCGUGGUGAACAUUCUCGAAAUCCUUCUUUAGAUUUUAUGCGUCAUUCUCGAAACUCAUCGGCAGAUUUAAAUAAAUUAAUACGUAAUGAUGUCGGCUUAGUAUUUUCGCCAACACUCAGUUCAAAUUGGGUUGAUCCCUUGCGUGUACAAAUCAUUAAAGCUCAUCAAAAUUGGUUCGCAGUGGCCUAUGCUCAUUUUGUGGCCUGUUACCGAGUCAAAGAUUCCAAUGGCUGGCAAUUGGUUUUCACUUCUCCCUACAUAGACUCCACAAUCGAAAGGAUUGCUAUAAACUCCAAGGUUAACAUGUCGACGGCUGAACCUAUACCCAGCAAGAUGGUGGCAAUAUCUUAUGGCAGUCAGAUACGUUUGUGGAGUAUCCAUGAGGGAGGAAAUAAAACUGAUAUCGGUACAUUUAAUUUGAAUGUACGAGUAGAGUAUUUAUUUUUUAUUGGUAGCCAAUUGGUAGCUUUGUCAUCGUCGGGGAAAAUAGGAGUCUGGCACGCUAUGACCCAGCACUGGCAAAUACAGGAUUUGGUACCGGUUUUAUCAUUUGAUUCCGCAGGUUCAUUCCUACUAUUGGGUUGUAACAACGGUUCCAUAUAUUAUAUAGAUAUGCAAAAGUUUCCCUUGCGAAUGAAGGACAAUGAUUUACUUGUAACUGAACUGUAUAAAGAUCCCAAUUUAGAUCCAAUAACUGCAAUUUCGGUGUAUUUAACACCAAAAACUUCAAGCAUUAGUGGUAAUUGGAUUGAAAUUGCUUACGGAACAAAAAGUGGUGCAGUACGUAUUAUUGUACAGCAUCCGGAAACUGCUGGUCAUGGUCCUCAUCUUUUCGAAACUUUCACUGUACAUCAAAGUCCUGUAACAAAAGUUAUGCUCUCUGAAAAAUAUCUAGUUUCAGUGUGCAGUGAAUAUCACCAUGUACGUACCUGGAGUCUGACCAGAUUUCGUGGCAUGUUAUCAACACAGCCCGGCUCUACACCAGAGGCAUCUUUUAAAAUCGUAUCUUUGGAAGCAACAGAAUCGAAUUAUAGUUAUGUAGCUGGCAAUGAUUUUGGUCCCUAUGGUGAUUAUGAUGAGCAAAUAUUUGUACAAAAAGUUGUACCAGAAACAGAUCAACUGUAUGUGCGUUUAGCUUCGAAUGGUGAACGGGUUUGUGUGAUAAAAUCUGUUGAUGGUUCGUCGAUAACAUCAUUUUGCGUCCAUGAAUGUGAGGUUAGCUCUCGAAUGGGCUCUCGUUUUAUAUUGACGGGUCAUUGCAAUGGCAACAUACAAAUGUGGGAUCUCACAACAGCGCUAUCUUUAUUUUCCAAAAAAGAUGAAAGCCAGGCGCAGAAAAUCAAUGGCGGACCCGAUACCAACGAGCUACUCCGCCUACUUGACCAGUGUGAGAUCAGUAAUAGCCUCUGCUCAACGCCUUGUAUGUCACCAUGUCUCUCAGCUUUUGGAGGGAUGGCAAAUACCACUAUAGCCCGCAUGAAAGCCAGUAAUUUGGCAUUACUCAAUCAGUCUCUGCAGCAGACAUCAACGGCAGCGUCAACAUCUUCAUCAGCACCAGCAUCAUCGUCAUCAUCCGCAGCUGCCUCGUCAUCAGCUCAACACCAUCCCCAACAACCAGGACAAUCUCAACACAAUAUGCCACAUGGCAAUGGUGGUAAUAUUAGUGAAUGAAAUACGGUAGCGACGUUUGCAGAGGCGGCGUUAGUCGGGCGUAUUUCUUCACAAUUUUCAUUUUGUCAUUUUUUUAUUGGUUUUAAAUAUUUUUUGUGUAAAUUGUUACGUUUCAUAGUAUGUUGCUUGUUUUACAUAUGUGUUUUGACGCUAUGUUUUAUAAUUACUAUCUGAUAGCAUCACUAAAACCACCCUAAAUUAACCUUGAAAAGGUAACUCGUAAAAAUAUUAAAUUUAAUUAGACGUUUAUAAAACAUGUGUAAUAAACAGAUAUUACACAUGUUUUAUAAAUGUUUCUCAGCAUAUACAUUACCUAUAUAUAAUAUAUUUUUUAAAUAAACAUUUUCUAUAUUCUAUGUACAGGUAGAUAUUUAAUUUUUUUUAUUAAAAAUUCUUUAAAAAGA